Molecule: messenger RNA, 514 nt
Organism: Ilex paraguariensis (yerba mate)
Lineage: Eukaryota; Viridiplantae; Streptophyta; Magnoliopsida; Aquifoliales; Aquifoliaceae
Source: the annotation of a GenBank genome assembly
AAAUGUUGUCACAGAAGCAGCAGAAGAAGAAUAACGAGAAUCAGAAAGCGAAGAACAGUCGGUUUUUGAUCACUGUCAACGUUCUUGGGAGUGCUGGUCCAAUAAGGUUUGUGGUAAAUGAGGAUGGUAACGUUGGUGGGGUAAUUGAUUCAGCUCUAAAACUCUAUGCUCGUGAACGUCGCCUUCCUGUUCUUGGUUCUGAUGCAAAUAGUUUCCUUCUCUAUCCUGCCAAUGCUGGAUCGGAUGCUCUUAGUCCAUCCGAAUCGAUCGGGUCUGGUGGGGGAAGGAACUUUGUACUGUGCAAGAAGCAGAGCCAGCCACAUAUGACAGAAUCGAGGUCGGACUUGGUUAAUGCUCGGAAGAGGAACAGUGGUUGGAAGGCAUGGCUCAAUAAGUCAUUCUCUUUCAAGAUAAUGUCUCACUGAUGAGUUAUAUUAAUAGGUCAAUGGAAAUAUAUAUGUGUCACAGAGUUAAGAGGCUUCUUGAAGCGGUUGAUUAGAUUCCUCAUAGGUCA